Messenger RNA from Drosophila novamexicana, 1716 nucleotides. RefSeq lists its product as uncharacterized. Bases 101 to 1405 code for a protein of 434 amino acids. The transcript is spliced from 4 exons. NCBI's taxonomy places the organism in Eukaryota, Metazoa, Arthropoda, Insecta, Diptera, Drosophilidae. The record is from RefSeq and is a predicted model, not a curated record.
AUUACAGCUCAGAGAGCAGUUUCUUAAUAACAUAAAAUUUACUUAUUUUCAAACAAAUUAACGCAAACACUAAAAAAUCGCAUAUAUCCAAAUAAACGAAAUGGAAGUUAAUGAUUUAAGCAGUGAUUCCGAGGAAUUCGCUAAAAAUCUUGCCGGUCAACCUAUUCCGUUUCCCUUGCCACCGCAUAAGGAUCCCACCAUCUGUCGCGAUCAAUUUCUUAAGACACUACUGAAACCCUUUGAAAGCAUUGAACACAGGGAAGAUGAGUCUCUCAGAAAGUCUUCGAUUCAAUAUCAUCACACAUCAGUAACGGCAGAGGGAAUGGCCAUAAUGAGGAUGCUGCAGGGACAUCGAGCUACGAUUAAAAGUGUGGAUGUAACUGAAUUCCGACCAUUGCUUACAUGGGAAGACUUGCAGGUGCUAUACAAGGCCUGCCUCUAUCAGUUUCAAAAGUCAGCCAUCGAGUUUCUCUCGGUUCGGCUAAGAAAACAAAUCGACACGAUCCUAAAUAUAUGGCCAGGUGAAGUCGACGAAAUACCGCACAAGCUCUUCCAUUGGUCUUUCGAGCAUUUCUUACCCCGCAUCAAAAUCAACCAACUGUAUCUGGAUGUGUUAGCCAUGGAGAGGACGAAGCAUGAUUUGGAUUGUGCCAAAUUUUGUAUUGACAUUAAGGAAAUUAUACGACUACUCCAAGCUAUCAGGAUGGACUUUUUUUCGGAAAAAGAUUUUUGCGCAAGCUCUCUAGAGCUAUUGAACCAAUCGAACUAUGAGGUGAACUCAGCCUGGGUAGCGGAACUGGAACAGCUGCGCGCUACUCGUAAGAAUUUGACUACAAUUGCUCACGGAAGCUCAUUUCGCUUGGAGUCGCAGUUCGGUUCCCGAAUGGUAGCCGAAAAUGACAAGGCUGAUGCUAUAAUGCUUAUAGAGAUGCGCUAUCGGGUCAAUUGGCUGCGCAGCUGUGGGGAUCAGCAUCAGAUGUGGUUGCAGUCCAAGGAGAACGUCUAUCUGGAUGAGAUGAAUGAGCUGCUGAGUGAAAUAAAACAUAAUAAAGAGACAUUUGGUUUCGUCGAUUUCGUAUACCAAUAUCAGGUAGACAGCUAUAGGGCGGCAAUUGUCACAUGGCAGGAGCGGCUCGACACGGAUUUGGAGGCGGCCGAGCUCGAGUGCAAUAUAACGCGUAAUCUAUGGAUUAAGGCCAAGGAUGAUCUCAAAUUUUAUAAGGAACAAGUGGAAAUGUUUAAAGCCCGAGUCUUGGAGGUACUUGCGCUGGGUAGCGAAGAGGAAGGAGCACAAGGUCGUUCAAAGACGCGGCGCUCCACAAAAUCGCUGGGCUCUCGAAAGAGUAAAUUAUCGACCGGAAGAGGUGUUUCGCCCGGCAAGAACAAGAAGAAGAAAAAGAAGUAAUAUUCAUACAAAUUUCAAGUCUCUUAGCAAUGCCAAGAACAAAAAGCUACAAAAAACAACCUGUGUUGGCAACCAAAACAAGCCCAUAACAGGAAUAAAGUUCAAAUUCUCAGGCCGCGGAACCCUCAAAAGUAGAAUUUCAACACAAAUUGGCCAAAAAAAGGGAUUCGUUGUCGACUCCCACAUCGAAAUCAAAGUCAAGCCAAAAAACUCUGUGCAAACAUUUACCAAAUGCAUUUGUCAAAACAGCGAAAUUGUUGUGCGUGCUUAUACCCUGUACUCAUUCGAUUUGCAGAGGCAGGAGUAUUAUC